ACCUAAAAUUCCAAAUUAUAUUGCUGCAUGUGGUUGUUUUGGUAAUGAAAAUUAUGAUAGAAAUAAUCCUCAGUAUUCAUUUCAAAAUAAAUUAACAGUACCACUGAAUAGUGGAAUUGGAUUACAACUCCCACCAAAACAACCACCUUCUAUACCACCAAAACCUUCACCUUCAAUUCCUCCAAGACCUAGAAAUAAUGGAAAUGAAAUAUUAAUAAUAGAUUUAAAUAAUAAUAAUCAAAAACAUAAUCUUGAAUUUAAUUAUUUAUUUCAAAGAAUCAAUAACAAUAAUCAAGAAAUAGGAAAAUCUAUAAAUCACUUUAAUGAACAAAUAGAUGAUAUUAAUCAAAAUAUUUGUAGUAUAAAUUUUGAUAAUAUAUAUUUAGAUACUUAUUUACCAAAUUUAGAAAAUUUAUAUACUCAAUUAAUAACAAGAAAUAAUAACAAUUUUGAAGAAUUAUUUAAUAAUCUUCAAAAUGAUAUUAGAACUAUAAAUUUAAAUAAUGAAUGUUUACAACAAUAUAUAGCAAAUUUUGAAAAUAUACAAAAUCAAUUAACCACAACAAGAAAUAAUUAUAAUCUUGAAGAAACAUUUAAUAAUUUUAGAAAUAAUAUUAGAGAAAUAGUAUUUAGACAAUUAAAUAACAAUCAAAGAGAAAUAUUAUGA
Cetraspora pellucida is the source of this 667-nucleotide messenger RNA. The record is from the annotation of a GenBank genome assembly. NCBI's taxonomy places the organism in Eukaryota, Fungi, Glomeromycota, Glomeromycetes, Diversisporales, Gigasporaceae.